UGAAAACAAAGAAUAAGUAGCUAGACUCUAACCUACUUUUCUAGAGCCUCAAGUUAUAAAUAUAACACUAAUAUAUACUACACAAUCCAUCAUCUAUCUAUACAAAAAAUGCUAGAACGUACCAAUAGUAGUAGGAGAAUUAUAGAGAUGGAAAUGGAAUCAUCAUCAAACGUUAGAGAAAAUACAUCAUAUAAUGUUGAGGAUUGUAAGUACAAGCGAAGACACAAGAGAAAAAAGAAAAUAUGUAUGUUUAUUCUAUGUGCCUAUAUGCUUGUUAUUAUAACCUAUACUAUCUUGAAUUUCACUGUUUUUAAGCCCAAACGCCCUACAAUCACCCUCAAUUCCAUCACUCUCGAGGACCUGGCCGUGUCUGUCGACGCGGCCAGGUUCAAGGUCAACUUCAACGUCACCAUGAAUGGAAGUGUCUCUAUUGAGAACCCUAACAGGGUUAGUUUUCAAUACGAAGACAUCAACCCUUAUAUUGAAUAUGGAGGCCAAGAAAUCGGAGAUGUUCACAUCCCGGCGGGGAACAUCGGGGCACGGACCACGACAACGAUGAAUUUCACGUUGAUGAUUAUGGCGGAUAAGAUUUCGUCGAAUCCUAAUUUAUUUUCUGACGUAGUUGAAAAGGGGAUGUUGCAAUUAACUCUUUACGUGAAAUUGAAGGGCAAAGUAAAACUAAAUGUGUUGUUUAAAAUCAAGUUCAAAGUUUCCUCUAAAUGUGAUUUGUCCUUGGAUAUACGCAAUGGAACUCUUGCUAACCAAUCUUGUCACUCUAAGAUUAAGUUAUAGGUGGAAUGUACGGGAGACAUAUUUAGAAUUUGAAAUUUAUAAGUUUUGAAUUUUAACGUUGUUAUGGGUUCUUUAUUUUUAUUAAAUGAAUACAUGAGUUAGGUUAAAGCUAUAUGCCCCCAAAAUUCUACAAUUAGGGGCAAGGUUGGCUUCAAGAUACAGUUCAAUAGAAUUCAGUAUAACUUUAGCCUAAAUUAGGUAUAUAUAUUGAAAAUUUUAUCAAAUACGUAUAAGAAUUGAAUUUAGGAUUCAAAUGAUGUAUAAAUAUGUUUGAGGUCCGUGUUUUAUUUCAAAUUUUGAAUCUGUCAAUAUCAUCAAUACAAACAAAAAAGAAUGCCUUAUUAAACAUCACAAUUAAAGUAGGAAGACAAUCCCUUUCAUCAUGUUUUAACUAUCGUGCUUAAUAAAAAUAAUUGAUUCAACCUAAAUUAUAAUUUUAAUUAUUUAUUUUCAUCUUUAUUUCUUUGAAUAAAUAAGCAAAGAGAUUAAUAUGAUAAUAUUAAAUUGAAUAAUAAAAAUUAGCUAAUUAAAUUAUUAUUUUUAAAACGUGUAACAUAGAAAAAUAUCCUAAAUUCUUACCAACUAUUUUGAUCAAUUUUCCCCCCCUAAAUGAAUAAUGAAAUGUCAAAUGAUUCCAAGAAAAGCAUAUGCUUGUUAUUUUGGCAUUGGUGCACGCCAUCGAAGAAUUCAAAGGUAAUUACAUUGAUAAGGUCAAUCGCUGACUUACUCCUUUCUUAGUAUUUUUCAAAGGUUAGGACCCAAAAAAAAAAAACACUUCUAGGAGACUACGACUAUAAGCCACCCCUCACCCACCUUGUUACCUAUAAUAAGAAAAAUAAUAUCGAUUUAUUUUUAUUUGUCAUAUUUGAACUCAAUAGAUUAUUAAAUAAUUAUUGAUUAAUAUAACUAUUUUAUCGCACUAUGUUUAUUAAUUAAUGUACGUUUAGUAUUAGUUAUGUCUUAUACUUGUCAUGUUUGAAUUACAUUAAAAGAGAUUGAAUCUUGCCGUCGUAUAUUAAAAGAAAUGUUAAAUGUAUCAAAACGUCCUUUGAUUUUAUAUUUUUAAACAUAUCAUGUGAAAAGUUGAAGUUAAUCAACAAUAAUAUACCCCAUGAAAUCUCAUAAAGUGGAGUUUGACGAGGAUAAAAUGUACGCAGACCUUACCACUACCUCGAGGAGUAGAAAAACUAUUUCCAAAAUUAAAGUGCAUCGAAUCCAAGUAAAAUACAAAGAAAGUAAUUAAGAAAGCAUAACCAUUAAUAAGAAAAGUAGGAUAUAAUCUAAAAGAAAGAAACAAACAAUAACAAUCAAAAAGAUAGAGUGGUAAUUGAAAGCACAGUACGCAACAUACAACAAGAACUACAAAAGUACGAUAAGUAUUAUGACAUGCACCAACAAGCCAAAAUCAACCACGACAUGACAACCCUCCACCCUAACUAACCAUCUAUCAUAAUACGCAACCUUCGCUCUUUCCUAUCUAAACUCAUGUUCUCAGAAAUAUGAAGUUGUAUCAUGUUUUGUUUAAUCCCCUCAUCUCAAUUUUUCUUCGGCCUACCUCUACCCUCUAAGUACCCGUACAACUAGCCUCUCACACCUCUUCUCUAGGGUGUUAACACACCUCCUUUACACAUGCCCAAACCAUCUCAACCUCACUUCCCUCAUCUUUUCAUCACAUAUGCCACUCCCACUUCUCUCGGAUAACCUUAUUCCUCAUCUUUUCACUCCUAAUAUAAAUAUUCCGACACAUCCAUCUUAACAUCACCAUCUCCACCAGCGAUGGAGCUAGAAAUUUUCUAAAGGGUGUCCAAAAAUAGCAACUUGUUAUUUUAAGGGUGUCCAAAAUAGGUUAUUUAAUCAUUUUGUGUAUCAUUUUACUUGUAUACAUGCUAUUUUUUCCCGACGAAUUGGACACCCUUCACAUAAUGUGGCUACGCCACUGAUCUCCACAACAUGCAUCUUCUAAACAUGUGAGUUCUUGACUGGCCAACAUUCCACUCCAUACAACAAGGACGGUCUAACCACCACUUUGUAAAACUUACCUUCAAGUUUAGGUGUUACCUUCUUAUGACACAAGACUCCAGAGGCAAGUCUCAACUUCAUCCAUGUCGCUAUAUCUCGAAGUGUUAUAUGUUCAAUUUUUUUGUUUUAUGAUUUUGAUUAAAUCGAUCAUGCACUAAGUUAUAUAUAUUAAAAUUAUUAUCUUACUCCUAGUUAUAUAACCAUGCCUUAAAUAUUUUACCAACCUUAUUCUCUAAAUUUUAGUAUUAUUUUCAACCGUAAGAAACAUGAACUAGCCUCUCUUCAAUAUAUUACAAACACCUUUUCUAUUUCUUGGGAAAUGAGAAACCAUGAAGUUUGUAGUUUUGAUGGAUGACAAAGAAUUGAAGGUUUUGGAAAUCUGUUAACUAGAGUGUUUGAUGCAUUUGAGUUACCAAAGGGUGGGUUUAUUUUAACUCAUGCAGAUAUGUUCAGUCAAACCAUUCUUGCUGAGUGUGGAAUUCCCAUGGAGUCGGAGCAGGUUGCAAAUGCUUCUCCACGUACAUCUGGUCCUGUUGCUCAGUUACUCAGGGAACUCAAAGUAGCUGAAGAAAGUAUGCCACUCUUGAGUCAGAAAAUCAAAAGUUACGUGCUGAACUUGACACUUCAAAUGCUGAAAUUCACAGGUUGAAGGGUCAGUUAGUGCAGCAACAACUUGCUAACAAUGCAAGAGUUGACAGAGUUCUGGAUAUGCUGGCUUCUGCUUCAACUAAGCCUGGUCAACCUUCACAUUGAAAAAGCAUCUUCUUUGAACCUGGUUCUCUUAGUUGUUUAAACUUAUUAUGCUCAACUGGCUGAUCUUAUAUUGUUGCUAUGGAUGUUGAUUGUGUUUGUUUAGCCGCUGUUGGAUUCUUUUUGCUGCGUCAAAAGGGGGAAGAGUAUUUGCGCAUGCAUCACACAGAAAGAUUUGUUUGUCUUCAUCAAAAAGGGGGAAUAUGAUAGAAUAUGAUGGAACCGAUAAUUCAUGUUUUGAUGAUAGACAAGAAGCAUAAAUAAUCAAUAGCAAAUGUACGCAGCAAAAGAAGCUAAGAUCGAGUAAAAUGGGUCAGGCAAGUAAUCAAGAAAAUAGAGUUAUUUGUCAAAGCCAAAAAUAAUAUAUUAAAGGUAUAAGUUGAUACAAAUACGAAAAACCUUAAAUAUAUUAUUAAGGAAGGAAGUUGUAUAUAAUAAGGAUUGUACUUUAAAAGGGAAUCCUUGUUUAAUAAUAACUUCCUUACCUUAUCUGAUAAGGACUGAAGGCAAAAGGAACUCUAUAAGAAGAAGAAGACGCUGAUGAAGAAAACGACGACUUCACGUAGAGAACAAGAGAGAAUUAUUCAUCAAACUGAGGUCUUCAAGAUUGAUAGGAUUGCUACGGUCAAAACAUUCUUGAGUGAGAAGGUUUUUAUCGCGUAGAACUAUUUGUCUUGUUUUUGUUUUGAUUAUAAGUUACAGUUUAUUGUAUAAAGGGUGGGUUUGGCUCUUUGUAGGGUUGGGUGUUAGCAAGAGUUGUAACAAAAGGUGGGUUUGGCCUUUUGGAGAGAUCGAUUGGAGUCAAUCGAGGGAGUAGUAGAGAUAAGACUUUUGAUUAUUGAGUUGUAAUCACAAAAUCUUAUAGUUGAAUUAAUAAAACGAGGUUUUUCCUUCCUUGAGUGAGGAAGGUUUUUAAUUCAAUAAGUGUUUGUGUCUUUACUCUGUCUUUACUUAAAAUCAACUUACACGAACCUGGUUCGUGUUCUGGGGUUAGUUUUCUACAAUUGGUAUCAGAGCAGGUCUUUUCGUUAAAAGAUUCACACCUUGAAAAGACUCAAUGGCAGCAUCAUCUACCCCACAAGAGGGAGCUUCACAAACACGACCACCACUGUUCAAUGGCAAAUAUUAUGGAUGGUGGAAAAAUCGUAUGAUGAACCAUCUUAUUGGCGAAAACCCUGAUCUAUGGGGAGUAAUUCUAGAUGGCCCAACCAUACCUAUGAAAACCGCAACUGAUGGAAUCACCAAAAUCCCAAAGGAAAGAAAAGAAUGGAAUGUUAAAGACAAGCUUGCAAUGCAAAACAAUGCCAAAGCCAAGAAAAUUCUGAUAUGUGGCAUAGGACCAGAUGAAUACAAUCGAAUCUAGUCAUGUCAAGAUGCCAAAGCCAUAUGGGAAACACUGCAAACAGCUCAUGAGGGAACAACGCAAGUCAAGAAGUCUAAAAUUGAUAACUUGAACAGGCAAUAUGAGCUGUUCAGGAUGGCAGAAGGAGAGACUAUUCAAGACAUGCACACCAGGUUCACCUCCAUCAUCAAUGAGAUGUACUCUUUAGGAGAGAUAGUGCCUAACGGAAAAGCAGUAAGGAAACUCUUGAGUGUCCUUCCUGAAACUUGGGAAAGCAAAGUCGAGGCUAUCAUUGAAGCCCGCGACCUAGACUCACUGGGAAUGGAUGAGUUAAUUGGUAAUCUCAUCACAUACGAACUUAAGAAAAACCAAGAAAAGGAAAUUGGAGGAAAAAGAAAGGAAAGGAACCUGGUUCUAAAGGCUACUGCAUCAGAUUAUUUUGAAGAUGAAAAUAUUGCCCUCAUAACUAAAAGGUUCACUAGAAUGCUAAAAAGAGGGUAGACCUUUCAAAAGAAAGCUUUUCAAAAACCAUCUGAAAACACUAAAGACCAGGUUUGUCAUAAGUGUGGGAGUCCAGAUCACUUCAUCAAAUUCUGUCCACUUUGGGCCUUAGAGCAGAAAAAGGCAAACUUUGAGAAGGGCAAAGACAUCAAAAAGGAUAAAUCUGUCCCCUCAAACAGAAGAAUGACAACUCAAGAGGCAGAUAUGUCAAUGAAGAGGGCCUUUGCAGCAAUGGGAAAUUCAUUUGAUGAAGAGUUUGAGGGUGAUGAGACAGAAAAUCAGUCUCUUCUUGCACUAGAACAAGAAGAUGAUUAUGACUUUCUUGCCCUUGUAGCAGUGGAAACCAAGGAAGAAAAGGAAACCUGCAGAUCACAAGAAACUAUACUAGCACUCAUGGCUGGAUCAGAAUAUGAAGAUGAUGAAGAAGAUGACAAUCAAAGCAAGGUAAGUUUUCAUCACAUCAAAGUAAAUAUUGAAUCAUAUUCUAAAAAGGAACUAGAGUCCUUAUUGAGUACUCUUAUAGAUGCAUAUCAGUCUGUCAAUUCUGAAAGAGAACAAGUGAUGGAAAACUAUGCAUCUUUAAGAGAAGUCAAUGACAAUCUUGAGAAACACAAUCACUUUCUUCAAAAUAAAUUAAAAGAACAGAUUAAAACCUUAGAGUUAAGUCACAAGGGCAAAAACUCUGCUAGUGAACUUCAAUUAGCUCUAGAAGAAAAACUAAAAUUGUUAACCAUAAAAUAUCAAGCUUUAACAGAAAGGAAUAGGUUGUUACAAGAAAAUCUUGAUCAUACCAAACUGGAUCUGGAAAGAAAUCUUAGAUGGACCAGGUCCUCUGAAAUUUUAACUCAGAUUCAAGAAAAGCAAACAACUAGUCGAAGUGGGAUAGGUUUUAAAAAACAGAAUAAUCUUGUGUCACACACUAUUCACAUGUCUAAAAGUUUAUGCACUCAUUGUGGAAACUCAGGUCAUUUAAAGAAUCAAUGUAAAGCUUUAUUUGAGGCUUUUCAGGAAAAUGUUAAGUUCACCAAAAAGGAAAAGAUUGAUACGGCUAAGAACCUGGUUCGAAAUAAAAAUGCUCCAAAUAAAAGGUUUUCUUAUUUGCCUUUAUGGGCUAGAAGAAAUCUUAUUCAUCCUUUUACUCACAUAAAGGGGCCCAAGCUAAUCUGGGUUCCCAAGACUAAUCUUUGACUAGUGUUUCAGGUGAAGGUGAGAGGGAAAAGGCCAACUUGGUACAUGAAUAGUGCAUGCUCCAAAAUGGUGCUAAAAAUGGUAGAAAAUUCCUCUCGCUCUUUGAUUUUCAAGGAGGCAGUUUAUUCCUUGAAAAGGAUGAGAAAAAUGAAAAAAAAAGGGUUGAAGAAAGUGACAUGAUAUCAAACAUCUUUGAUGAUGCAAAUUUAGGGAACACUGCAUAUGAACCUGGUUCACAGCUAACAAUCAUUGAUGCACCUGCAACAUGAAUUACUACUUAUCUAUGGUUCUGGAGAUUGGGGGAAUAUUAGAGCAAUCGAGACAGUAAGAGUAUGACACACCUUUGGGGGAACUUUGUUGUGUGAACAUGGUCCUUGUUGUUCAUUGGAAGGUAUUAAAAAUUGACAAGGGUUGGUUCUCUGUGAAUCAGCUUGAGAUUCAUUUGAUCUGGGAGAAUAUGAUGAUGCGACAUUCUUGUGAAGGCCUUGAAUAUGAAGAACUUGAGAAAAAUCAGUCAAAGCAUGGUGUUAUCGAAACAAGUUGAUGCAUUAUCAUGAUUUUCUUUAAUAAUUGGCUAGUAAAAGAAUAAUCUUACGCUUGAGUAAUUAUACAAUGAAUAUCUGCUAACUCAACCUCGUACUGUAACAGGUACACACUCAAGUCACAUCUCAAACAAUGCUUAGAAAGUUUGCGGAUGUUAUCUCUACUCUUUGCUAACACCAUUAAGUAAAUCAUGAAGAAACACACAAAAAAAAGGGGGGAACCUGGUUUCUCUGUAAUACUCGGGUAUGUACCAUCCUUUUUCAUUGCAUUAAUUUCUUGAGUUUGGGUCAAACAUAAGCACUAAUGAACCUGGUCAAUCAUCAAAAAUUCAACUUUCUUAAAAAUCACCAAGAACCCUCUUUGACAAUAAGUAUCGUUCAAUCCCAAACUGCUCUAAUGACUAAAAUCUCAGUAUUGAAGUAACUCAUGCUUUAAUUUAGGGGGAACCUUGCUUUACCAUCCACAUCUGAACCAGCUUCAUAAACUCCAAAAUUGAUAUUUCAUCCAUUCCAAGUGUAUAACUUGUCUAUCUCUCAGGGGGAACAAUUCUCACAGAAAUAAAUUGUUGCUUGCUAUCAUUAUUGAUAAACACAUCUCUUUGUGCACCAAAAUGUGAUGAAUCUCUUACUGGUAGUUGGUACUCCUUCAAAGUUGUCAUCAAGAAAAAGGCUAU
This is a messenger RNA of Solanum lycopersicum (tomato), 7808 nucleotides long. The record is from RefSeq and is a predicted model, not a curated record. NCBI's taxonomy places the organism in Eukaryota, Viridiplantae, Streptophyta, Magnoliopsida, Solanales, Solanaceae.